AUGGACGUCGCCCGAAUUCGAAAUCUGUCGGUCGUUGAUUAUGGCUCCCUUGUUCAGCUCCAGCGGCCGCUCGGCAAGCCAGGGGGGUCCAAAGUCAAAUACAGCUGCUACAUAUCGCGCGAUAACCCAGCGGAUGUCCUCCCCCCUGUUCGUCUCGGAGCCCGCGGAGCAGGAGCUCGAUCGAUUUUCGUUGUUGAAGCCAGCCUCGAUGAGCAGCUGAGCCGAAAGGAGGGAAUAGCGAGAAACUCAAUUGCGCCCCAUUGUCUUGUUAUCGAUUGCAAUGGAUGUCAUCUGGAUGGAUUCUCUCCCCUCUUCUACUACUACUACUUCUUCAUCUUCUUCUUUUUCCUCGUCCCAUCUUCUCUCCCCUGCCACUUCAUUCUCGCAACCAACAUCGGCUUUCUCUCGCUUCUCUCCACGAUUGCGACUCGUCGCCUACCGAUCCAUCCAACAACUCCCGCAUCAGGGGCCGUGCCAGCCGAACCCGGGUCCAGCGGUCACUCGACCAGGCCAAAACAAUACAAUCCAUUGGACGUUAUCACGGCAGUGCUACCAUUAUGCUCGCGACCAUGGCGCAACUCAACUCUUGGCCCAGCCGCUGCUCGCCCAGGCAAUGAAGGCCCUGCGCCAUGCUUGAUCUCCUUUCGACAGUCGCCAGGCAUCGUCAUUGGCCGGCGCUCUCCCAUGCCCAGCUUCUCUGGUCCCCCUUGCAUCUCCGCCCCAGAACCCAACAUCGGCUCUAGGCCCAAAAGGACGAGAAUGCAGCAAAUGCCGCCCGUUUUCUUCCAUUCCAGCGAUGCGACGUUGCCGAAUCUCGCAACGUUACCGAACUUCGCACAGCUUCCCAGCUUCCAGGUAGUCGAACCACGGGACACACCCAACCCUCAAAAGGGGACCAAGAAAAACACAUUCUCAAUCAAUGCUAGCCUCCCGUAA
Trichoderma aggressivum f. europaeum is the source of this 936-nucleotide messenger RNA. RefSeq lists its product as uncharacterized. The transcript is spliced from 4 exons. The record is from RefSeq and is a predicted model, not a curated record. NCBI's taxonomy places the organism in Eukaryota, Fungi, Ascomycota, Sordariomycetes, Hypocreales, Hypocreaceae. The coding region runs from base 1 to 936 and encodes 311 amino acids.